AACGCGUGCUAAAAACACCUAUAUCAUAUAGUAUCUAGAUAGCCAGUGAAAACGUUUGUUGGUAGUAAAUUUCAUUCUUAAAAUUUUGUGUUUUGAUUCAAAAUGGCACAAAGAAAGUCAGUAUUGUUUUACUUAGCUGUGAUCUUAGUUAUCUUAAGCACGCUCACUCAUGAAGCCGAAGCCAGGAGGAAGAUUUUACGAGGAAGGCGAGUGAUGACUCGAACUUAUUACCGUGGAAACGCAGUGCCAGCUUGGGCAAUAAGUAUGAUGGCCGGCAUUGGAAUGUUGUUGAUUGGCGGCGUGCUGUACGUUGUCAUGAGAAAAAUAGUACUUUCUUCAGAAACGGGAUCUCUGAACACGUACCAACCAGCGAUGCAGCACGAGCACGUUUAAUUUUUUACAUUUUGAAAAUUAUAAGGUGUCAGUGUUAUAUUUUUUAUCGAAAUUAUUUUAUAGUGUUUCAUCUAUUAUAUUGUUACGUUAAAA
Messenger RNA from Colias croceus (clouded yellow), 486 nucleotides. RefSeq lists its product as uncharacterized. Lineage: Eukaryota; Metazoa; Arthropoda; Insecta; Lepidoptera; Pieridae. The coding region runs from base 103 to 393 and encodes 96 amino acids. The record is from RefSeq and is a predicted model, not a curated record. The transcript is spliced from 3 exons.